CUGCCAUGUGCCACUUUCAGGUCUCCUCACACACUGCUGGUGUGUUCCAUUUUUUGUCAUAGGGUGCUGGCAGAUUACGGGCCUCCCAUUGCUGCUGUCUCCAUCGCCACACUCUGCCAUGUGCCACAUUCAGGUCUCUUCACACACUGCUGGGUGCUGGCAGAUUACGGGCCUCCCAUAGCUGCUGCCAGGCCCCUAAUCUGCCAUGGGCCCCUAUAUACCGCCUCCUCAUGCUGCUGCCAAGUCCAGAGUCUCUCAUGGGUCCCUGUACGGCCUCCCAUUGCUGCUGUCUCCAUCGCCACACUCUGCCAUGUGCCACUUUCAGGUCUCUUC
This is a messenger RNA of Staurois parvus, 333 nucleotides long. NCBI's taxonomy places the organism in Eukaryota, Metazoa, Chordata, Amphibia, Anura, Ranidae. The record is from the annotation of a GenBank genome assembly.